Paramuricea clavata is the source of this 2097-nucleotide messenger RNA. NCBI's taxonomy places the organism in Eukaryota, Metazoa, Cnidaria, Anthozoa, Malacalcyonacea, Plexauridae. The record is from the annotation of a GenBank genome assembly.
GUUCAUGGCUGGCUUGGUGAGAACAUUUGCCAAGUUAAUAGAGCCAUGCAGUCUGUCGAAACUCUGCAAAAUUAUAACGCUCUCAUUUCGCUGAGGUGCGUUCUGGCUACGCUGGGAUUGGCUAUAGAGUUCAUGAUAUGUCGCCUUCUGCAUGCUGUGCCGCUAUUUCAUGUGGUAGUGGAACAAAAAAUCACGCAGAAAGCUCAGCUGAAAAUGGUCAAAGAGAAUUACUGGGAUUCCCUUUUCGGUUGGCAAAUGUUUAAGGAAUGUUGGAAAAUGAAAGUUCUGGACUUACGGAAGCAAGUUAGCGAGGGAACGGACGUCGUAGACUCGGCUCUGAUCACAGCGGACGGACGACAGUGCGUGCGCCUUUUGGAUGUAGCGCGAAUUGGCAGACCAUUAGUUUUGAACUUCGGCAGCUCAAGCUGACCUCCGUUUAUGGCGAAAUUGGCCAAGUUUAAUGAGAUCGUACGUGAUUUCAAUGACGUGGCCGAUUUUGCAAUCAUCUACAUUUCCGAAGCGCAUGCGAAAGAUGGAUGGGCUUUUAAGGUGAGUCGAAAUUUAAAUACAAACAUAGGAUAAGUUUGAUUGCAGACUGUUAUCGAUUCUGAUGUACUUUCAUCAACUCUCUUGAGGGUUUUCGCUAAGCGCGUGCUGAUAGUCAUGACUCUCAUGAACUCUCAUGCAACUCUUGUCCUCGUUUGACCGAGAUAUGAGAGUUGAGAGUUUGAUAUGAGAGUUGAGAAAACUCUCAUGUAAAUUCUCGCUUGCCAACUCUCAUCAACACUCAUCUUCGUUUUAAAAAGAAGCUUCAAUUUCAGGAUAUAAAUUAACUUAAAGCUUUAUCCACGCUCUAUCCACUUGUAAAAUGCUUAAUUGUUUAAUUUAAAAUUUUAUCCUCUUGCAACGCGGAAAUGCCAAAGGGAAAUUAAACUGCAUACAUGCAGUGCGGAAUGAUUUGAUCAGGAAAUUCUAAACAAGAUAUUGAAAUAUCAAUUAUGUUUGGGAAAGUAUGUGGUGAAAAAAAAUGUCGUUUUAGUUUAAUUUUGUUUAUCUUAGCAACUAUUUUAACAUUUCCUGGACUGGACAUUCUUGAGAGUUCCAACUCAAAACAGCAAUAGCCGCCAGCCUUAACUAAAGAACUGGGAUUUCGGUAUCCCGAAAAAGUUUGCUUUGGAAAAAAGAUUGAGGAGACUGUGAUUCCGAAAUUUGAGAUUCUGAAAUGUUGUUUAAUGUUCAUAUUGAAGAUAUUUCGGACAAAGUUUCUAUUGUUUUACACCAAUUUGAAGCAACUAUCUGAAAACAGAAUUCCGCAAGAUUAGCGCUACAAUAAUUUUGUUUUUUCUACAAUAAUGCGGUUUUAGAUCAUCAGUGGAUAUAUGCCAUUUAUUACAAACAUUUUUUAUGUCCCGCGCCCUUCCCAUUCAAUGUUGUUUAUCCAAUCCAGAUACUAUAUAACACAGACCUAAUAUUGAACAGGUACAUUGCUUUACCCUCAAUUUUUAAAAUGUUACUGGUAUUCAAAUUGGUUUAUUUUAUUUUCAGAACAAUUACGAAAUUCGUCAACAUCAAAGUCUGCACGAGCGACUUGAUGCAGCAAAGCAUGUUUUGGCCAGGAACCCUCCCUGUCCCGUUUAUGUAGACACGAUGGCGAACACUAUGAAAACGGCCUACGCCGCGCUACCGGAGAGAUUGUACGUCAUAGAUGAAGAUAAGAUCGCGUACGUUGGAGAAAUGGGACCAGAAGGUUAUAACCUGGACGAGUUAAGACGAUGGCUCGCUGAGUACAGGAAUAAUGCCAGGCGCAGAACUUGGACCAGAUAACGAGAGAGAUGGAAAAGGACAAUACGAACCAUUGACUGAGGCACAGAAUAAAGACAAUAUUUUAUCGAUGGGUUUCACUAUAUUGUGCAGCAGUUGUCGACUGAUAACCGGCUGCUGUUCCGUAAAGCCUGCAAAUAUACCGGAUGUCCCAAUUAGAAAUGUCCUCCCAUUAUAUUUUGUGGUAUUACUAAGAUAAAAUAACUAUCAUACCAUUUUUAACCGAUCAAAAUAACCAACCAUUUGUUUCCUAGAAUCACUAAGGUAGCGACACCA